Messenger RNA from Struthio camelus australis, 1258 nucleotides. It is a transcript of the gene TMEM35A, whose product is annotated as transmembrane protein 35A. Gene Ontology annotation, molecular function: acetylcholine receptor regulator activity. Gene Ontology annotation, biological process: positive regulation of protein localization to cell surface; chaperone-mediated protein complex assembly. Gene Ontology annotation, cellular component: endoplasmic reticulum. NCBI's taxonomy places the organism in Eukaryota, Metazoa, Chordata, Aves, Struthioniformes, Struthionidae. The record is from RefSeq and is a predicted model, not a curated record.
GGAGUGUUCAUAGGUGACUGUGGCGGUGGGCAUUCCCGGAGCUCAGCAGGCGCCAGCGACGGCCUGGCUCCGGUUGCAUUGCUGCGGGGCAUUAGGACCCGGAGGUUGCCGAGCGGAGGAGGCCGAAUCCCUCUCCCGCUGUCAUCCUCUGCUUCUGCAGCCUUAUUCCCCAUCUCCUUCAAUGGUGACGGACUACCUCCUGCCCGGGCGGCCAGCCACAGCGAGGCCUCGCUAGGACCGCUUCCCGGCGGAUCGAUGGCAUCUCCCAGGACCAUCACCAUCGUCGCCCUCUCGGUGGCCUUGGGGCUCUUCUUCGUCUUUAUGGGGACCAUCAAAUUGACCCCUCGGCUCAGCAGAGACGCCUACAACGAGAUGAAACGAGCCUACAAAAGCUACGUGCGGGCCCUUCCCAUGCUGAAGAAGAUGGGAGUCAGCUCCAUUCUUCUCCGCAAGAGCAUCGGUGCCCUGGAAGUGGCAUGUGGCAUUGUCAUGACUCUGGUGCCCGGUCGCCCCAAGGACGUGGCCAACUUUCUCCUCCUCCUCCUCGUGCUGGCUGUGCUCUUUUUCCACCAGCUAGUGGGGGAUCCACUCAAGCGUUAUGCCCAUGCCCUAGUCUUUGGGAUCCUGCUUACUUGCCGCCUGCUGAUUGCCCGUCAGCCUGAGGAGCAGCCGCCAGAAAAGAGGAUCCUGUCGGUGAACGGGGACGAGCAGCCCCUUGCCCAUGAGGCGGCUCCUGAGAAAGGCAAAAUGAAGGUAUCCUAGCUGAGUGUGUUUGAGGAAUACGGACCCACGAGGCAGCUCUCUCCAAAAGCACCCCAGAAAGUUUGUUUUUUAUUUACCUAUUUUUUGGCUGUCUAAAUAAAGUUGCACUUGGGGUCUGAGAGACACAGGUUAUGUCUACACUGUAGUUGUGCUUUUGCUGCUGCCUUGUGACGUAGAAAAAUACAAGCUGGCUUUAAACUAGAUAGCUUGGAGGCAGUUAGCAGCCCGCCUGGAGGAGCGCUGGCCUCAAUAGGAGCUGCAAAACCAAUCUGAGAGCAUGGGCGAAUACUUGGGCAGUUAGCCUGUGGUAACUCAGUGCUUCUGGAGGGGCGGAAUUAGUCCCUGAGCGAGGCAGUUUAAAGCUAGCCUGAAUAGACCUCUGCUGCAUUGCAAUCUUGGCAGCAACUGCUGUGUAGAACAUAACCAGAGCGUCUAGGGCAUGUGUCCCUGCACCGGCUUGUGCAACCCACCUGAUAGAGCUAUCUGAUUGCAAAUA